Molecule: messenger RNA, 3105 nt
Organism: Naegleria gruberi
Lineage: Eukaryota; Heterolobosea; Eutetramitea; Acrasida; Naegleriidae
Product: peptidase
Exons: 3
Coding region: 127-3084 (985 amino acids)
Biological process (GO): peptide catabolic process
Cellular component (GO): mitochondrion; cytosol
Molecular function (GO): metalloendopeptidase activity; metal ion binding
Source: RefSeq, a predicted model, not a curated record
AUUUCUUUUUGCAAAACCGGCACAACGAAUCUUUUGUGUGUCGUCAUCCACUUCCUCUCCUCUCUAAAAAGAAUCCUGAAUAAUUAUUAUUAUUAUCAGUAGUAUUAGCAUUAGUAGUAUCGGAAAAUGCAAACCAUUGUAGAUAUUGUCAAACCAAAACUCGAUACAAGAGAGUAUAAAGUCUUGAAAUUGGUGAAUGAAUUGGAAGUCUUAUUGGUGAGUGAUAGUGAAUCACAAACAUCUGCAGCUGCUAUGGAUGUUAAAGUUGGACACUUUUCCGAUCCUGCUGAUUUUCCUGGAUUGGCUCACUUUUGUGAACAUAUGUGUUUUUUAGGUUCAUCUAAAUAUCCACAAGAAGGAGAAUAUCAAGAAUUUAUUAAAAAGAAUGGAGGAAGUACAAAUGCAGGCACUUCUACAGAAACAACAGGAUUUUACUUUUCUGUUCAAAGUGGACAAUUGGAAAAGGCAUUGGAUAUGUUUGCACAAUUUUUCAUUGCACCAUCUUUUACUGAAAGUGCAACUGGAAGAGAAAUUCUUGCUGUGGACAGUGAACAUAAGAAAAAUUUGAAUGAAGAUCAUUGGAGACAAUAUCAAAUUUUAAAAUCUAAUUCAAAUUCUCAACAUCCAUUUUCAAAAUUCGCAACAGGUUGUGUGGAAACUUUGGAUACUACACCUAAGGAAAGAAAUAUGAAUGUUAGGGAUGCCUUGAUGGAAUUCCAUUCAAAGUAUUACUCUAGUAAUCAAAUGAAACUUUGUAUUCUUGGAAAUCAACCAAUUUCACAACUUGAAGAAUGGGCUGUCACCAAAUUUAGUGAAAUCAAGAACAUGGGUUCACAAACCCAUCACUUUUAUCCUAAAGAUGUUAAGCCAUUCGAAAAGGAACAAAUUUCAAAGUUUAUCAGAACCAAGACCAUUUCCGAUAUUACAGAAUUACUAGUUUUAUUCCCAAUUACAAUGAAAUCUGAUCAUGUUGAGGGAAGAAAUAUGAUUUACAAGUACAAACCUGACAAGUAUAUCACCCAUUUACUUGGCCAUGAAGGAAAGGGGUCAUUGUUUUCAUACCUGAAAAAACUUGGAUGGAGUAGUAGUUUAUCUGCUGGUCCUUUCCUUAGAGUUGGAGGAGUUCAUCAAGAAAUUGACUCCUUUACAUCAUUCACUCUUUACUCUGUUACUAUAGAAUUAACAUCAGAAGGUGAAUCGCAUAUCAAAGAAAUUGUAGAAAAGCUCUUUGAGUUCAUUGAUUUGGUAAGAAGUCAACCAGUUCAAAAAUGGGUAUUUGACGAAAUUACUCAUUUGGCUGAAAUUGGAUUGCAAAAUCUUGAAUUCCCAAGUGCAAUGCAAUGCGCAAGUGAUUUGUCUCAAAAUUUGACCAAGUAUUUGCCAAAAGAUGUUAUUUCUGGAGCUCAUCUCAUUGAAUACAAUGAAGUUGCAAUCAUUGAAUUCAUGCAACAACUCAAGGCCAAUAACUUUAACAUUUAUUAUCAAAAGAAUAGCUUUGAUGAUACUAAUUUCCUUGAAGAAAAGUGGUAUGGAACCAAGUACAGUGUAGAACAUAUUGAAAAAGAUUGGAUUGAACACCUCUCCAAUGUUAAACACGUAACACCUGAAUUGGAUUUCCCACCAAGAAAUCCAUUCAUUCCUGAAGAUUUAUCAAUCAAGGGUGUUAUUGACCAAGCAGAAAAUAGUCAACCUCCUGUUCUCAUUACUGAUGAUUCUAAAAUCAAAACUUGGUUCAAACAAGAUAAUUAUUUCGGAACUCCUCGUGGUAGUUUAAUUUACAAUAUUAUUCUUCCUCAAACUAAAGCAGAUCCAAGAACUGUUAUUCAAGCAGAAUUAUUUGCAGAACUUGUUAUGGAUUAUUUGAAUGAAGAAGCUUAUUUGGCUCAAGUUGCAGGAAUUCAAUAUACCAUCUCAUUCAAUCCAAAUGGUAUUAACGUUAUUGUAAUUGGUUUUAAUGACAAACUCUUGCAAGUUAAUAACAAGGUUUUGCAAACUAUGGUUGACUGUGCUGAUAAGAAACUUCUUUCUGAACAAAGAUUUAAUGUAAUUAUGGAGCUUCUUUCUAGAAACUACAAGAAUUUCCCAUUCUCUCAACCAUAUGAACACGCCAUGAUUGAAAGUAUUAGAUUCAUGUAUCAAAGAAAAUUCUGUGCUCUUGAUUACAUUCAAGUUGUUGACUCUAUCACUUUUGAAAGUUUCUAUAAUUUUGUUCAAAUGUGGAUGACAACAUUGAGAGUUGAAUUGUUAGUUCAUGGUAACUUUACAAAGGAAGAAGCAGAAAUAAUUUCAAUGGAAACUGAAAAUAUUCUUUACAAAAAUAGAAGUACCACAGUUAGUGUACCACUUCCAUGUCAAGAAAAUAGAGAAUAUGUUGUUCAACUGCCAGCUGGUACUGAUAUUCUAGUUCCAGUUUUAAGUUAUAAUCCAUCAAAUCCAAAUCAUGGUCUUGAAAUUGUUUACCAACUAGGUUUAAGAAGUUUUGAAUUAGAUACUUUGGCUGAAUUAUUUAAUCAAAUUGUUUCUACACCAUACUAUAGUUAUUUGCGUACUGAAAAGCAAUUGGGUUAUAUUGUUCACUCUAGAGUUAGAUUUGAUCAUAACGUUUGCUCGUUCAGUUGCAUUUUACAAUCACCAACCUAUGAUCCAAAGCACAUUCUCACAGAAAAUGAUACAUUUAUGGAAAGCUUUGGAGAAAUUUUGGCUGCAAUCACAGAACAAGAUCUUCAAGAAAUUAUCAAUUCCUUAAUUACAAAGAUAAUGGAAAAGGAAAAGAAGAUGAAAAUUGAAUCAGCCAGAUUAAUGACUGAAAUCUCAAAUCAACAAUACAAGUUUGAUAGAAGAGAAAGAAAAGUUGAAACUCUUAAGAAAUUUACAAAGCAACACCUUAUUGAUUUGUAUAAUGAUUAUUUGAUUCCUAGUGGAUCAAAAUUCAAGAGAGCUUCAUUCCUUCUCUUUGCUAGUUCUGAUGCUAAAUCAUAUGAAAAUGUUGCAACAUUCAAAGAUGAAAGAAAAUCCAUUCUCGUUUCAGAUAGAUUCAAUUUCAAAAAUUCUCUUCCUCUUUUCCCAACUUUGACUGAUUAUUAAAUUAUUUUUUAAAUUGUUAAU